GUGGCGCUAUUGUGCCAGGAUGUAACCCUUUAAACUCUUACAUGAGCAUGUGUAUUUUGCGCAUUAGCGGCCUGGACUUCUGCCUGGAGUCACGUGACUUUUCAUUGAAGGGGCACGUGCGCCGGAGCUUCAGCUUCAAACGGACCAUCACGAGCAGGAAGCGGCUCCCAUGGCCUCUCCACUGAAAGUGUGCAUAGUCGGGUCUGGAAACUGGGGCUCUGCUAUUGCCAGGAUUAUCGGAGAUAAUGCCAGGACAUUGCAGCAUAUUGCUACCACUGUGAAGAUGUGGGUGUUUGAAGAAAAUAUUAAUGGCAGGAAGCUUAGCGACAUCAUCAACACUGAGCAUGAAAACGUUAAGUACCUUCCUGGAUACAAACUACCAGAGAAUGUGGUGGCUGUACCAAAGCUCUCUGAUGCCGCUAUGGGAGCUGACCUGCUGGUGUUUGUCGUCCCUCAUCAGUUCAUUAGGAAGCUCUGUGAUGAAAUGGUGGGCUGUGUCUCUGCCAGAGCUCGAGGAAUCACGCUCAUAAAGGGUAUAUAUGAGGGUCCAGAGGGCCUGAGGCUGAUCUCUGACGUCAUCCGUGAGAAGAUGGAGAUUGAUGUCAGUGUCCUGAUGGGAGCAAACAUCGCCAACGAAGUAGCAGCUGAGAAGUUCUGUGAAUCCACCAUCGGUGAUCUAAGCAAGAAUCUGAGUGCUGUUCUGGUGAAAAGAAUACAUGAUUUUCAGUCUUCUGUUAGUUGCAUUGAGAGCUUUACAUCAUUUUCUAAAUGUGUGUUUUUGUUUUGUUUGCUGGUGAAGAACAUCGUUGCAGUGAGUGCAGGUUUUUGUGAUGGCUUGCAGUGUGGAGACAACACCAAGGCAGCUGUGAUCCGUCUGGGCUUGAUGGAGAUGAUAACCUUCGCCCAACUCUUUUCUAAGAAUGGCGUGGUUUCCACAUCGACCUUUCUGGAGAGCUGUGGUGUGGCCGACCUCAUCGCUACGUGCUAUGGCGGCCGCAAUCGACGAGCAGCAGAGGCCUUUGUUAGAACAGGGAAGAGCAUUGAAGUGCUGGAGAAGGAGAUUUUCAAUGGUCAGAAGCUCCAGGGCCCUGCCACCUCAGCUGAGGUUUACCGCAUCCUCCAACAGAAGUGCCUGGUGAAUAGGUUCCCUUUGUUCACAGCAGUUUAUCAGAUUUGUUUUGAGAAGAGGCCAGUCCAAGAAAUGAUUUCCUGCCUGCAAAGCCACCCAUGUGACAUGUGAUCGCCUGGUGCAUCUCAGGAAGCUGUUGUUUUUCCAUUGAUCAUUUUCAUUCUAAGGUGAAGUUUGCAUUAGGUUCUUAUUCUGUCAAAAACAAUCCCCAACAGCUUUAAAUAGAACACCCAUAAAAUAAAAAGUCCUUUAUCAUUUCAAUUUGUACAAACUGUCAAAAAAAGUUCUUCCAGGCUUCCAACAGUGUAGGAUGAAAAAUAAAUCCCCGUGUUAAAACACAACAAAGACUGACUCUCCCACUCAGUGUGUAUCCAUGCCAGCCCUUGAACCACUGUCACAUGUGAAAACGAGGUAUAAUCUGAGCUUCAAAAACAAGAGGCAGACUGUUUUGUCUAACCAUGGAACAAAUCACCCAAUAACAUCUAUGUAAGUGAAAUUGUGUUUUAGCGUGGGCCUUUUGUGGUCGUGUUGUUUUUGUUACCUACACAACCAACUUCACAUUUUUCUCGGCAGGUUGAUUACCAAGCUGCCCACGGUGCUCCUUAGACUUAAAACACAGCAGCACGCACAAGAUCAGCUCUGGGUCGAGCAUGUGUUUGUGUGUGAGCCUUGUGAUAGGAAUAGGCUGGGAAACAGAUGAAUGGAUAAUGAGCUUGUGUGUCCCGAGCUGUGAUACUUCAGUGUGCUGAUGUUGCAACCUUCUCAGAAUUCUGCUGUUAAUUUGUUGGAAUAAAUGCCACUCAGACUGAUUUCUCCAUGUUUUAUCUAAAAGUUUUCAUUGUUAAUCUUGAAUCGUGUCAUGAGAUGGAUAAUAGGUUACAGGUUACCAUCUUUUAAAGGCUGCAUUCUGUGUUUUUGAUUUAUUUUUGAAAGAUUGUCAUUAACAUUUGUCUCAGUUUGUGACCAAAUAUUUCUGCAACCUUUGCAUUGCAGUAUGUUUCUGUUUCUAUCAGUGAUUUAUCAGAUGUGUCACAUAUCAAUAAGCAGUUGUGUGCUCAUUAACAUUGCUACCUUGCCUGUCAGUGGCCACCAGCAUGGUCACUUUGACACACAGCAGAGGGCGAUGUGCUUCAGUCACGGAGAAAAUGUCUGCAUUUCAAUGUCUUUCCAACUUCACUUUGCUUGUGUUCGUUCAGGUAAACGUAAUGAAUGGAAGUGAAACAAAUAAUUAAUUUUGCUUGAUCACAUGUAGCACUAGCAAACCUUUGCCUCUUCAAUUGAUUUUGCAUUAACAGACUAAACUUGAAUGCCUUUGACAAAACCAGCAUUGGCUGUCAGGUAAACUGUCCACGACACCUUUAGAGUUGCAGCAGGAAGCUGCCUUAGUAUGUAACAUUAGUUACAUUUUUGUUGCUAUUCUGAAAUAAAAUAUUAGAAACUA
Pundamilia nyererei is the source of this 2570-nucleotide messenger RNA. Its product is annotated as glycerol-3-phosphate dehydrogenase 1 like. The transcript has 8 exons. The record is from RefSeq and is a predicted model, not a curated record. Gene Ontology annotation, biological process: glycerol-3-phosphate catabolic process; carbohydrate metabolic process. Lineage: Eukaryota; Metazoa; Chordata; Actinopteri; Cichliformes; Cichlidae. Gene Ontology annotation, molecular function: oxidoreductase activity, acting on the CH-OH group of donors, NAD or NADP as acceptor; NAD binding; protein homodimerization activity. Gene Ontology annotation, cellular component: cytosol. The coding region runs from base 170 to 1240 and encodes 356 amino acids.